UUUACUCUGUCUUUACUUAAAAGCAACUUACACGAACCUGGUUCGUGUUCUGGGGUAAGGUUUCUUCAAUUGGUAUCAGAGCCGGUCUUUUCGUUAAAAGAUUCACACCUUGAAAAGACUCAAUGGCAGCACCACCUACCCCACAAGAGGGAGCUUCACAAACACGACCACCACUGUUCAAUGGCAAAUAUUAUGGAUGGUGGAAAAAUCGUAUGAUGGACCAUCUUAUUGGCGAAAACCCUGAUCUAUGGGGAGUAAUUCUAGAUGUCCCAACCAUACCUAUGAAAACCGCAACUGAUGGAAUCACCAAAAUCCCAAAAGAAAGAAAAGAAUGGAAUGCUGAAGACAAGCUUGCAAUUCAAAACAAUGCCAAGGCCAAGAAAAUUCUUAUCUGUGGUAUAGGACCAGACGAAUACAAUCGAAUCUCGUCUUGUCAAGAUGCCAAAGCCAUAUGGGAAACACUACAAACUGCUCAUGAGGGAACAACGCAAGUCAAGAAGUCUAAAAUUGAUAACUUGAACAGGCAAUAUGAGCUGUUCAGGAUGGCAGAAGGGGAGACUAUCCAAGACAUGCACACCAGGUUCACCUCCAUCAUUAAUGAGAUGUACUCUUUAGGAGAGAUAGUUCCUAAUGGAAAGGCAGUAAGGAAACUGUUGAGUGUUCUUCCUGAGACUUGGGAAAGCAAAGUCGAGGCUAUCACUGAAGCCCGCGAUCUAGACUCACUGGCCAUGGAUGAGUUAAUUGGCAAUCUCAUCACAUACGAACUCAAGAAAAACCAAGAAAAGGAAAUUGGAGGAAAAAGGAAGGAAAGGAACCUGGUUCUAAAUAAAAAUGCAUCAGAUGAUUUUGAAGAUGAAAAUAUUGCCCUCAUAACCAAAAGGUUCACCAGAAUGCUAAAGAGAGGGCAGACCUUUCAAAAGAAAACUUCUCAAAAACCAUCUGAAAACACUAAAGACCAGGUUUGUCAUAAAUGUGGGAGCCCAGAUCACUUCAUCAAAUUCUGUCCACUUUGGGCUUUAGAGCAGAAAAAGGCAAACUUUGAGAAGGUCAAAGACAUCAAGAAUGAUAAGUACAUUCCCACAAACAGAAGAAUGACCAAUCAAGAAGCGGAUCUUUCAACGAGAAGAGCCUUUGCCGCUAUGGGGGACUUAUCUGAAGAAGAAUUUGAGGAUGGAGGGUUCGAAAAUCAGUCACUACUUGCAAUAGAACAAUCAAAUAAAUAUGAUUUUCUUGCACUCAUUGCUGAAACAGAUUCUGAAGAUGAUGAAGAAGAUGACAAACAAAGCAAGGUAAGUUUUCAUCACAUCAAAGUAAAUAUUGAAUCAUAUUCUAAAAAGGAACUAGAGUCUUUAUUGAGUACUCUUAUAGAUGCAUAUCAGUCUGUCAAUUCUGAAAGAGAACAAGUGAUGGAAAACUAUGCAUCUUUAAGAGAAGUCAAUGACAAUCUUGAGAAACACAAUCACUUUCUUCAAAAUAAAUUAAAAGAACAGAUUAAAAUCUCAGAGUUAAGUCACAAGGGCAAAAACUCUGCUAGUGAACUUCAAUUAGCUCUAGAAGAAAAAAUAAAAUUGUUAACCAUAAAAUAUCAAGCUUUAACAGAAAGGAAUAGGUUGUUACAAGAAAAUCUUGAUCAUACCAAACUGGAUCUGGAAAGAAAUCUUAGAUGGACCAGGUCCUCUGAAAUUUUAACUCAGAUUCAAGAAAAGCAAACCACUAGUCGAAGUGGGAUAGGUUUUAAAAAACAGAAUAAUCUUGUGUCACACACUAUUCACAUGUCUAAAAGUUUAUGCACUCAUUGUGGAAACUCAGGUCAUUUAAAGAAUCAAUGUAAAGCUUUAUUUGAGGCUUUUCAGAAAAAUGUUAAGUUCACCAAAAAGGAAAAGACUGAUACGGCUAAGAACCUGGUUCGAAAUAAAAAUGCUCCAAAUAAAAGGUUUUCUUAUUUGCCUUUAUGGGCUAGAAGAAAUCUUAUUCAUCCUUUUACUCACAUAAAGGGGCCCAAGCUAAUCUGGGUUCCCAAGACUAAUCUUUGACUAGUGUUUCAGGUGAAGGUGAGAGGGAAAAGGCCAACUUGGUACAUGAAUAGUGCAUGCUCCAAACAUGUGCUAAAAAUGGUAGAAAAUUUCCUCUCGCUCUUUGAUUUUCAAGGAGACAGUUUAUUCCUUGAAAAGGAUGAAAAAAAAAAAGUUGAAGAAAGUGACAUGAUAUCAAACAUCUUUGAUGAUGCAAAUUUAGGGAACACUGCAUAUGAACCUGGUUCACAGCUAACAAUCAUUGAUGCACCUGCAACAUGAAUUACUACUAAUCUAUGGUUCUGGAGAUUGGGGGAAUAUUAGAGCAAUCGGGACAGUAAGAGUAUGGCACACCUUUAGGGGGAACUUCGUUGUGUGAACAUGGUCCUUGUUAUUCAUUGGAAGGUAUUGAAAAUUGACAAGGGUUGGUUCUCUGUGAAUCAGCUUGAGAUUCAUUUGAUCUGGGAGAAUAUGAUGAUGCGACAUUCUCAUGAAGGCCUUGAAUAUGAAGAACUUGAGAAAAAUCAGUCAAAGCAUGGUGUUAUCGAAACAAGUUGAUGCAUUAUCAUGAUUUCCUUUAAUAAUUGGCUAGUAAAAGAAUAAUCUUACGCUUGAGUAAUUAUACAAUGAAUAUCUGCUAACUCAACCUCGUACUGUAACAGGUACACACUCAAGUCACAUCUCAAACAAUGCUUAGAAAGUUUGCGGAUGUUAUCUCUUCUUUUUGCUAACACCAUUAAGUAAGUCAUGAAGAAACACAAAAAAGGGGAACCUGGUUUCUCUGUAAUACUCAGGUAUGUACCAUCCUUUUUCAAUGCAUUAAUUUCCUGAGUGUGGGUCAAACAUAAGCACUAAUGAACCUGGUCGAUCAUCAAAAAUUCAACUUUCUUAAAGAUCACCAAGAACCCUCUUUGACAAUAAGCAUCGUUCAAUCUCAAACUGCUCUAAUGAUGAAAAUCUCAGUAUUGAAGUCACUCAUGCUUUAAUUUAGGGGGAACCCUGCUUUAUCACCCACAUCUGAACCAGGUUCACAAACUCCAAAUUGAUAUUUCAUCCAUUCCAAGUGUAUAACUUGUCUAUCUCUCAGGGGGAACAAUUCUCACAGAAAUAAAUUGUUGCUUGCUUUCAUUAUUGAUAAACACAUCUCUUUGUGCACCAAAAUGUGAUGAAUCUCUUACUGGUAGUUGGUACUCCUUCAAAGUUGUCAUCAAGAAAAAGGCUAUCAAAAAAAAAAAAAAAA
This is a messenger RNA of Solanum pennellii, 3252 nucleotides long. RefSeq lists its product as uncharacterized. The transcript has a single exon. The coding region runs from base 123 to 2033 and encodes 636 amino acids. Lineage: Eukaryota; Viridiplantae; Streptophyta; Magnoliopsida; Solanales; Solanaceae. The record is from RefSeq and is a predicted model, not a curated record. Gene Ontology annotation, molecular function: zinc ion binding; nucleic acid binding.